Linum trigynum is the source of this 1293-nucleotide messenger RNA. NCBI's taxonomy places the organism in Eukaryota, Viridiplantae, Streptophyta, Magnoliopsida, Malpighiales, Linaceae. The record is from the annotation of a GenBank genome assembly.
AUGGAGCCAAAGUUGGUAUUCGCAGUUCUUCUGCUCAUUUCCGUAGCUGUGUCGGCCGAAUAUGUGAGGCCUCCACCGCGCAAAACCCUUGAUUUUCCGUGGAGUGAGAAGCCGUCUUCCCAUCCGCAGCAGGUGCACAUCUCUUUGGCUGGCGAAAACCGCAUGCGAAUCUCGUGGGUCACGGAUGAUAAAUCUGCUCAUUCAACCGUGGAGUAUGGAACUUCACCUGGGAAAUACAGUGCCAAGUCUCAUGGAGAGAGCACGUCCUAUAAGUAUCUGUUUUACAGUUCAGGAAAGAUUCAUCAUACUGUCAUUGGUCCACUUGAGCCCAACACGGUGUACUUCUACCGGUGUGGUGGACAAGGUGUCGAGUACCAGUUGAAGACCCCUCCUGAUCAGUUCCCAAUUACAUUUGCUGUGGCUGGUGAUUUGGGGCAGACUGGCUGGACUGAAUCGACCUUGGACCAUAUUGACCAAUGCAAGUAUGAUGUGCAUCUACUUCCUGGAGAUCUGUCCUAUGCUGAUUACAUGCAGCACCGUUGGGAUACUUUUGGGGAACUGGUCGAGCCAUUAGCCAGUUCAAGGCCGUGGAUGGUGACACAAGGGAACCAUGAAAAGGAAAGCAUACCACUUUUGGUGGAUGGUUUUGCAUCCUAUAACUCCAGAUGGAAGAUGCCAUAUGAAGAGAGUGAAUCGAGUUCAAAUCUUUACUAUUCUUUCGAAGUUGCCGGUGCUCAUAUUGUUAUGCUUGGUUCGUAUGCUGAUUAUGACGAGUACUCAGAUCAAUAUCAUUGGCUGAAGGCUGAUCUUGCAAAGGUUGAUCGGGCAAAGACACCCUGGCUCCUUGUGCUGUUGCAUGUGCCUUGGUAUAAUAGUAAUAAGGCUCAUCAAGGUGAAGGAGAUGACAUGAAGGCAGCUAUGGAGCCUUUACUCUAUGAUGCUAAAGUGGAUCUGGUGCUCGCUGGCCAUGUGCAUGCCUAUGAGCGCUCGAAACGGGUACAUGAUGGAAAUUCCGACCCCUGUGGUCCUGUCUAUAUAACCAUUGGAGAUGGAGGGAACAAAGAAGGUUUAGCUUCAAAGUACAUAGACCCACAGCCAAAAUGGUCAGCUUUCCGUGAAGCAAGUUUUGGCCAUGGUGAGAUCCAAAUUGUAAACUCUACUCACGCAUUCUGGAGUUGGCACAGGAACGAUGAUGAUGAACCUGUUAGAUCAGAUUCCAUAUGGAUAAACUCUUUGGUGAGCUCAGGGUGCCUUGCUGAACAAAAGUUUGGGGCGAGGAAGAGCCUCCUGUAA